UCCAGUGCCGCUAGUUGGCUGAAAGGCGGCUAGCGGAGGGCUGGCUACUGUGGAGGUAGCGGUCCCAGGCAACGAGGCCAACCCGCACCGGGGACAGCUGAAAAACUGCCCAGGGAAAUACCUCACAACAGCGCUGGUCGAGACAUGAGCUGGAGCGUGGUGGACGUUGAAGUAAACCAGGAGUACAUGUGAUCCGAAUAUGGAUGACUGAAACGGCGGGUUAGACGGGCGGUAGCAGACAUUUUAGUAGCGACUACCCUACCCGGAAAUGAGUGGUGCAGCUUUGUGCAUGGUCGUUCUGCUGUUGCUGGCCCUGCAACAAACAUGUUCAGCCCACCAAGUGUUUUUAUAUGCACGCAUUGGCCAGUCCAUCACCCUCCCCUACAGUGGAGAGCCCAAUAAGGUUGUGGAAUGGUAUUUUAAACAGCCUGCAUUCCCUGAUUGGCUGCUUGUGGCCAAACUCCACAAUGGAUCCAUUUCCCCAGGACCUGACUUCCAGGGACGGGUGGAGUCCUUCUGUGAGGAGCAGCCAGGAAACUACAGCCUGGUCCUCAGUCCUGUGGUGUAUGAUGACCUAGGCAUUUACGAAUGCCGGGACAAGGAUGGGUCCAUUCUUUCAGAUGUGAAGCUACAAAUUUCUGUCCCACCAAGUGUUUCCAUAGUGGUGGGAAUGCCUGCCAGUCUUCCUUGCUAUGGGGGCAUUAGUAAACAAGCGCGUGCUGUUGAUCUGGAUAUCCUCUGGAAAAGAGAUGGAAAGGUGGUUUACCAUCUCUAUAACAACGUCACCUAUGGGUCCGGGAUCAAGAGCAGAGCUUCAGUUUCCCCAGAACAGGCUCUCCAUGGAAACAUGUCUCUAUCCAUCAAACAGACACGCUUUUCAGAUCAAGGUGACUACCAGUGCUCCUACAGCAGUCCAAAAGAGAGAGGGACCCCAGAUUCAACCACGCUCCAUGUUACAGGCCACCCACCCCAGAACCGCACAGUGAAGGCUGGUGAAGAGCUCUCCAUACGGCUCCGUACCACAGACCCAGUGAGGGUAACAUUCACAGGCCCUGGUCUGGACGAGGUGCUGAUGGUCGACCCAAAAGAAGGCCCAGUCACAUAUGGGGAGCACUGUGGUCAGAGAUGUGAGGUUCUGGGCCAGGAAAACACCUUUCUGCUGAGGCGUGUAACACCGGAGGAUGCCGGGGUCUACACAGUGUCUGAUUCUGAGACCAACAGGACCAUCAGCAUCGUCUCUCUACAAAUCUCAGGAGAGACUACAGGAGCAGUGCAUUGGAUCGUGUUGGUAGUGGUCGUUGGUUGUUUCGGCUGCGUGGUUUUUGGCCUUGUAGUCUGUAUGUACUGCAAUAACAGACGAAAGGCUAAUAGACGAAUGGCUGAACAGAGAAUCACAUACCAACCAGCCGCAGUGGAAGACCCUGCAGCAGCAGAACUACAGCAGCCUGAAGUCCCUGAGCCCUCUCUCUCCGUGACCGAGACCCAGCCUGCUGACCCCCAAAACCGUCCCCUCCUGUCCGAAACGGAUCCCACAGAACCCCAUCUCCCUGUGUCCGAAACGGAUCCCUCAGAACCCCAUCUCCCUGUUUCGGAAACGGAUCCCACAGAACCCCAUCUCCCUGUGUCUGAAACGGGGCUUUCAGACCGGACUGAAGUGCAGGAGAAGAAGAGGUGCAGGGGUCUCGGCCAUGGUUAAUGAACGACUGAGGCAGAGGGAGAGUGACAGAUGGACAGGAAUAGAGUGAGAGAGUGAGAGUGAUGCAUUAGAAUAACAUUUAAAAUGACAAAGCACGAGGAGUCCCGUGACAUGGUUGACGAGAAUGGCUGCGUAGGGAAGAGCUGCUCCCAUCCCCGCUUGUAACUUGCUUCAAAACUCGACAAAGAGCCCAAACCUAUUUUAAUUAUUUUGUUAAAAAGUAGAGUGCAAUAAUGCCAAAUAGCACUAGAAACAACGCAAACUCCUCUAAAUCUGGGGGGGAGAAGCCGAGCAAAGUGGCUAAUCUAGCUAACCAGAAGAAGCUAACAUUCCCUCGUGUCGAACCUAACGUUAACAUUGUUGAUGGCCAUGUUGAUAAAGUUGGUUCCUUCCCAAAAGAAGCGGCCGAAGAGCUCGCAAAAAUUAAUUCUAAUUCUAAUUCUAGAAAAGUCUGAGGCCCACGACAACAAACUAGAGGCUAUUCGGCUGACCACAAGUGCAACAGACGGCAAAUUAGCUGAUAUUGCCAACCGCAUUUCUCAAGUCGAAAGCCGUAUUGGCUUCCUGGAAGAGGCUAACGAGAGGCAGCAGGCAAUCCCCCCCGCUACAGAAGUGGAGGCUAUGGCCGCUAUCUCGCUGGAUGCCGAAAAGGCGUUUGACAGGGUGGAGUGGCAAUAUUUGUUCUCCACCCUGGUAUGUUUCGGGUUCAGUAAGAAGUUCAUAGAUUGGAUUAGACUAAUAUACAUCAUCCCAAGGCAUCUGUGUUUACUAAUGGUAUUGUGUCGUCUUCAUUUGAGCUGGGAAGGGGCACCGCUGGCAGUGGCUAUCUGUGGAGAACCUACAUUUCCGGGCAUACAGAUUGGUGACAAAUGUCACAAGCUAAUGUUAUAUGCGGAUGAUAUUCUUCUGUUGGUCUCAGAUCCGGAACGGUCCCUUUCUUCUUUAUUCAAAAUUAUUGAUAAGUUCUCAUCCAUCUCCGGUUACAAAGUGAACUGGAGAGUUUUGGUCUACUAUACAUACUAAUAUAGAAAAAAUGAUUGGCCUAGAGAUCCCUUUCUCCCCCAGGUUAUUCAUCUUGGGUGACCCUUCUACAUUAAGUGAUUUGAACGCAACAAUCACUGACUGGAUCCAGACAGCUAUUAUGUUAGGACGCAAACUCCUGGUCCGAGAAUGGAAAGCUUCCUCUGCACCAGAACCAGCAGUGUGGCAUAUGUCUCUUGGUCAUCUGGUGUUUGUUUUUGUUUUUUUUAUAUAUAUGUACACAAAUGUAUGUUAACACUAUUCUUUAAUACAUUUGUAAAUGUGUUGUAAAUACAAUUUUUUUUUUAAUCUAAACGCACACUAACAUCCAUCCAUCCAUCCAUCCAUUAUCUUAACCCGCUUACCCUGAACAGGGUCGCAGGGGGGCUGGAGCCUAUCCCAGCAUACAUUGGGCGAAAGGCAGGAAUACACCCUGGACAGGUCGCCAGUCCAUCACAGGGCACACACACCAUUCACUCACACACUCAUACCUAUGGGCAAUUUAGACUCUCCAAUCAGCCUAACAUGCAUGUCUUUGGACUGUGGGAGGAAACCGGAGUACCCGGAGGAAACCCACGCAGACACGGGGAGAACAUGCAAACUCCGCACAGAGAGGCCCCGGCCGACGGGGAUUCGAACCCAGGACCUCCUUGCUGUGAGGCGGCAGUGCUACCCACUGCACCAUCCGUGCCGCCGCACACUAACAAAAAAAAUAUAUUUUUCAAUAUAUAUUUUUUGUUAAUGACAAUAUAAUCUCCACAAAGUGCCUGACAUUUUUCAGGAAUUUUCUUAUUUUUUUUAACUGGG
Messenger RNA from Conger conger (European conger), 3523 nucleotides. RefSeq lists its product as uncharacterized. Gene Ontology annotation, cellular component: external side of plasma membrane. The transcript is spliced from 6 exons. Gene Ontology annotation, biological process: cell surface receptor signaling pathway; negative regulation of T cell proliferation; T cell costimulation. The record is from RefSeq and is a predicted model, not a curated record. The coding region runs from base 269 to 1696 and encodes 475 amino acids. Lineage: Eukaryota; Metazoa; Chordata; Actinopteri; Anguilliformes; Congridae.